GAAAAAGAUCGGGUUUGGAGGCAUAUCAACGAAAAAUGAACAUUCACGAGGUAGUUCUUUGAAGACAAUGAAAAUAACCGUAAACGGUUGUCAAAAUCAUGCGAUGUUUGCCGGGAAAAGAAGCUCAAAUGCGAUUCGCAAAAAGUAUGUUCGCAUUGUCGAAGUCAUGGAUUUGAGUGUGUAUAUUCUUACGUCAAAAAACCGGGUCUUAAACCUGGUUAUGGAAAAGAGCUACUAAAGAGGAUAUCUUCUUUGGAGGAAGAAAGCCAAACAUUUCAUAAGAAGUUCAAAAUUAUCGAAUCGGCGCUCGAAAGCCUGCAAGGUGGCAAUUCUACAAAUCAUGUGGGGCAUAGUUUGGUAAACUUGAUGAGUUCAGAUUCUCUUCAAGCUAGUGUGACAUCUGUGGACGCUGCUUUAAGCCAAUCCCAAACAACUAUGAGCUCACAGAUGCCUAAACACCAACACAUGGACCGUAACAUCAGGUUUCUCAGCAAUGGGUUACCAGGACCUGGAACACUUAAACAACUCGUUGAUAUAUUCUUUGCCAAAGUAUAUCCCAGCUUUCCUAUUAUUCAUCCACGAGAAGCAAGAAGAAGUGUACAGCAAUAUAUUCGUGCCAUUGAAGCUUCAAAUGCCACUCAAGAUUUGUCGGUUGACAAACCACCAUUGAUUAUCUACGGGAUUGUUCUAAAUUCAAUGCAAUACAUACAAGAAAGCAAGAAUGUUUCCAUGACCAAAGAUGAAGUUGAACAAUUGAUUCUCACGUGUAAACAGAAGAUCAUUCUCGAAUGUUACUCUAUAUCUUCAAUUGUUCAACUUCAAACGAUAGCAUUGAUGGCUUAUUAUUCAUUUGGAAAUUCUUUUGUUCCAGAAUCGUCUUCAAUUAUUGGCAUGUCUGCCACUGGGAUGAUCCACUUGAAUAUUUCGGUUACCAACGAUGCGAAUUCUCGAUCUACAUCUUCAGAUACUACAAAGGACUCUUUACCUUUUGUUAUUCGACCAAAAAGAGCCAAAAUUUUGAAAGACCCUGUCACUGUCAAUGAGAAGGAGGUAAGGAUUCGGCUAGGGUGGGGUAUCGUUGUUCUUGAUCUUCUGAAUUCAUUCUCUUCAGGCACGCCAUUGUGUGUGCCCGAGUCAGAAGAAAAGCUCUCUAGGCCUCUGGGAACCAAGUUGUGGAGUCAAAUUGAUGAUCCGAACUACAAGCCACUUCUUUUUGCCAAGAAUGGCUCAGAAACUGAAACUUUUGAUGCAUUCAGUUACUUCACUGAUGUAAUACAGAUGAUGAGAAAGAUGUAUGCGUUUAUAUCUCACCCCCGAAAUAUAGCUGACAAGCAAAAUGUUUGUGAGUGGUUUGUGCACUUUCAUAUGUUGGAAACCGAAAUGAUGGACUGGAAGAGCAAUUUACCCUCUAAGUACGCUUCCCUGUUGGAUUCAAGCACUUUGUGUACUGAACAAAAUACCUUUGAAGAAAUUGCAGGUCUUGCUCUUUUGCAUUCUUCAUACCACAUAGCACUGAUCAAGAUGCACAGCGCAUAUGGAUACCCGCAUAUUGAAUCUUCCGCUUUCAAGCACUCAGAAAGCUCGCGACGAAUAUGUCUUGAAUCAGUGGAAAGAGUAGCACUAUUGGCUCAAAAUAUCAUGGAGCAAGAAAAGAAGAACGGUGAGAAAAUGCUUGAAAACUUAGGACCACACUAUUCUUUUUGUAUAUGGGUUUGCGCUAGAGUCUUGAUAGCAGACAGCAUUUUUAACCAGGCUGCAAAAAGCCAGUCAGAUCGGGAGAACCUCAACUUGAAACUAAAGUUGUUUUCCGGAAUACUAUUCGCAAUCGGGAAGCAUUGGCAGGGAGCUCAAAAAUACUAUAGGAUUUUGAGGCAGCUACAAAGCUUCGGCUUUGAUACUCUCCCUGCACCUACAAACACGGACUAUCCAGAAGGAAAUGAGUAUGAAAUACCUCCGUCACAGGCCAUUGCUGACAUGAGGAUCAAUGCACAUCUACUUUCUCUCAUUUUGAACAAAUCUUUAACGAAAGAUUCUCAAAACCGGAAGCUGCACGAUAGCCAAAAUUCAAUAAUAGAUAAAAACGGCUUUUUAGCUUCGACGCAGUCAAGGUCAAACAGAACCCAAGAGGAGAGUAUGCUUCUGGACGCUUUCCAAUUUGACACGAGCUCUUUUGCAUUUGAAGACUUACUUGGAUACCUGACUCAAAAUAAUAUUGCAUAGGAGCCUCUUCAAUAGUCAAUAGCCCAUUAUCAACACCAAUUAUAUCUGUGCAACCAGCGAGCUGAAGGGGGCACACGAACAGAAACUAUUAGAACUAUUUACAGAUUAUGUAACUGUACUGGAAUAAGUGUCCCACCCUGCAGACUCUUUA
Ogataea polymorpha is the source of this 2371-nucleotide messenger RNA. RefSeq lists its product as uncharacterized. Gene Ontology annotation, cellular component: nucleus. Gene Ontology annotation, biological process: DNA-templated transcription. Gene Ontology annotation, molecular function: zinc ion binding; DNA binding. The record is from RefSeq and is a predicted model, not a curated record. NCBI's taxonomy places the organism in Eukaryota, Fungi, Ascomycota, Pichiomycetes, Pichiales, Pichiaceae. The transcript has a single exon. The coding region runs from base 367 to 2220 and encodes 617 amino acids.